AUGGCCACAGAAGUUAACACAAACGCAACCAAGAUCGAGCAGAUCGCUGAUACCGGAAAGACUCAUGUUACAACUGCCGGCAAAGACGCAGAUACCAAGAUUGAUGAGACCGCUAAGGGCUUUGACGACAAGGUACCUGAGGGGGCCAAGAGCACUGUAACCAAGGGUGUUGAUUCGGCCAAGGAGGGUGUUGAUGGCGGUGUCAAAGCUACCAACGAGGAAGUUGACAAGGCUGUCAAGAACGUUUCUGGCGGCGCCGACAGCAAGAAGCCUGCCACUGCUACUGGUGAGAAGUCCGAAGGUGGCUUCGCUAAGUUCAAGGCCAAGUUGAAGAAGAUGUUCAACUAA
Wickerhamiella sorbophila is the source of this 348-nucleotide messenger RNA. RefSeq lists its product as hypothetical. The record is from RefSeq and is a predicted model, not a curated record. The transcript has a single exon. Bases 1 to 348 code for a protein of 115 amino acids. NCBI's taxonomy places the organism in Eukaryota, Fungi, Ascomycota, Dipodascomycetes, Dipodascales, Trichomonascaceae.